AUGUCACGUAAGCAACACGGUGCUUUCCGAGGGCUGCUUGUCUGUAAUUACGGCAGUUUGGCCCGACAAACAUUUGAUUUCUACUAUAUAAGCAUUUUUGAGAGCGAACAACUGGUUUCUUAUCACCACACCAUUAAACCCGUGGAAGGUGACAGCUUCUUGGGCAGGUUGGUCGGAUCCGACCCACUGAAUGGGCUGGUUUGUUUCUUUGUCCGGGAGCGGUCCUUCUUGCACAAUAUCGCCACACGAGAGAUCCUACCUCUUCCUGAUUCUUCCAAGGAUUAUGUUUUGGGUAGCAGAUCAUUGCUUUUGAUUUUUGUGCUGAAAGAUUUCCCAGCACCAGAUCAGCUGCGGGCUUCGUCAUUGUUGCCCUAUGCACCUUGUCUGUCGUUUUCACUUAAUGGAAGUAAUGGCCAGAGAAUCGUUUCUUAUGAAGACAAUGUUAUAGGCGACAGCGGCUUAACAGCGGUACCAUCAACUGAUCUUCAAUUUGAAUUUCCUAGACACGAAAAGAUUGUUAUCUUAGGCAUUCUUCCUGAAGGAAAGGUGUUGAUGGGAGACUUGGAGUUGGAUUCGGAUUUCCCUGGGAAGCUUUUUCUCUAUGUUUAUGAUCCCUCCAAGAGGGAAAGAGAGACACUGGUAAUUCCAAAGCCCGCGAAAUUGAUCAAGAUGAAAAGUGGGUGCCUAGCUCUUUGGUACUUCAGGGAAGAACGUUUUAUUUUGAAGAGAACUUCAUUUCACUGA
Molecule: messenger RNA, 744 nt
Organism: Oldenlandia corymbosa var. corymbosa
Lineage: Eukaryota; Viridiplantae; Streptophyta; Magnoliopsida; Gentianales; Rubiaceae
Source: the annotation of a GenBank genome assembly